UGUCCCUUUAUCCAUUGAUUUAGAGUUUGAAGUUUUGAACAGCUACAGUUCCUCAUCAUUCUUGGGGGAAAAGGCUUUCUUUUUGGCAACACAAAUCUGCGUUUCCAGAGACUUUUCGAUUGAUUUCCAAUGGAGACACCUUCUUCUGCGAGAAGAGUGACCAGGUCACAGACUUCGGCUGCUUUGAACAACAGUAUUACUGUUUCCAGAAAUAAUGAAGAGUCUGGGAAGAAGAGUGCGUCGAAGACAAGAACAAGAAACGGAAAGCAGCAACAAGAAGACAGGUCUGCCCUUAUUGACAUAACAAACGAUUCACCCAUUGUCGGGCUUGCAUUUGGGACGCCGAAGUCUGACAUAUCUAAGCCGUGGGGAGGCAAGAACACGAGGAUGAUGACUCUCGGUUCCGGUGAGGCAUUGCUAAGGGGACAAGUCAAGAAUCUCCUGCAAAAGGUUGAAGAAGAAGCCAAGCUUUCGAAAGUUACGUUGGACAACCGUCGUCCUUUUCUUCAUCUUCAAAGUUGUGUGAAUUCCCCAAUGGGGAUUUUGGCUCCUACUCCUGCAAAUACACCACAAGUUGAGGAUGGUAUUAACAACACUGGAGUGAUGAUGGCACUUCCUGUUUUUGAGGAAAAGUUGAGGAUUUCUGAGGUGAUGACUAGUGGCAUAUUCGAGGGAUUGAGUGUUGAAUCCCAGAAAAGUAUGAUAACAAGGUCUUUGCUGCUGGACUUUUCUGAGAAAUCAGAAACCUCAGAUUCAACAGAAUGCGAUUCGGUGGUGACAAAUGAAGGAGUGAUAAAAGGGGAAAGCUAUGCAAGCAAAGAGAAGGCAUCCAUUGAUGAUGAUAACUCCUCUGUUUGGUCAAUGCAGGUGAAUACAAGCACCCAUGGUGAAGAUGAGGAAACAAUUGAAGAAAUGGGAGAUGAUUACUAUGAAGAAGAAGAAGAAACAAUGGGUGAUGAUGGAGGGUUGUUGGUUGAUGAGCUUUGUGAGGGUUUAAGCAAGAUGAGCAUGAAAGAGAAGUUCAAAGGGAAACACACAAGAUUUGUAUACAACAGUGAUGAUGAGCUUGAAGAAGAGUGUGUGGAGGAUUCAUCUGAGAUUAUGCGGUUGAAGGGAUUGCCGACGCCGAAAGGAAAGCACUUGCGAUUUCCUAUGGACGAUGAUGAAUAAACUAUCUGGGCUAGAUUAUAAAUGGUGGUGGAGUUGUCUUCGAUUCCUCAUCUUUGGGAUUCUUUUUCUUUUUGUCAUCUGCAUUUGUUUGUUGCUUUCUUGGAAAAACAAAUCACCAAUCAAGUGAUUGAA
Hibiscus syriacus is the source of this 1302-nucleotide messenger RNA. RefSeq lists its product as uncharacterized. The record is from RefSeq and is a predicted model, not a curated record. NCBI's taxonomy places the organism in Eukaryota, Viridiplantae, Streptophyta, Magnoliopsida, Malvales, Malvaceae. The transcript is spliced from 3 exons. The coding region runs from base 130 to 1170 and encodes 346 amino acids.